AUGUCGAACCUUUCUCCCGAAUUUCGUGAGUAUGAAGUUGAUGACCUCGAAGCUCUCAUGGGUGAAGGAUCGGAACCUCAAAUCCAUACUGGAGACGAGUUUGAUCUUCACCCUCAGAGUGAAUCGACUGUUGACUCCCUUGAUGAUCUCCGCAGACUAUGUCACAUCCCCCCUGAGGUGGAGAUGAUAGUUCCGGAGCCCUUCGAGUCUCCUGAGUCAGGGCGAGAAGGUUACUGCUGCGCCUAUGAAAUUUAUUUCAAAGGGUGCGGCUUAUUCUUUCACCUUCCCGAGAUACUUCUCGCUUACCUCAACCAUCUGGGAAUUGCCUUCUCUCAGAUGUCGCCCAACAUGCUCCGGUAUCUUUUAUGUACCUUUACUGUUGCGGCGGAGGCUGGCUAUUCGCUGGGACUUUGCGAACUCUUGGAACUUUUCCAGGCUCGUCCCCAAAUUCGACCGGUCCCAUCCAUCGAUUUUCUCAACUUCUACAAGGCCGUCUUGGAGAGGCCAGUUAAUUGGAAUUCCUUUACUUUGGAAAGGAUUCACGGUGCCGGAUUUUCUGUCAGAAUUGGCCUUACUAACCCCGUCGACCCUCCUCCUGCUGGGAUUGAUCUCUCGAGUCUGAAUGCUCGAGAUAGGAGAAAGAUCAAAGAAGCAAACAAGAAGAUCAAAGAUCAGAUUUCUCUAGUUGGGAGAGACAAGAAAAAUGCAACUUCCACCGGAGACGAUAAAGUCUACCGGAAAACUCUCCUGGUUGAAGAUGGAUCUCUUGAAGGUUCAAAGUCAAUGGCGGUUGCUGUGAACAAUGCUUCUCCCUCCAUCCCAGCAGCAGACAACGUGGUUGCUGCCACCGUUGAGGAGGAAGGCCUUGCAAGUGAUUCUUCUCUCAUGAAGAAGAGGAAGGGCGAAGAACUUGAACCCCUGCCCCAGGGACGUCCCAAGAGCACAAGGAAGGGCAGAGCCGCUCCUUCGAAUCUGCCAAUUCCUGAACCUACUGAAGCUCAGGAUGCAAAUCCUGAUUCAGGAACUGUUUUGAAGGAACCGCUGGGUUCAGGGAUGCUACCCCCUAGACGCCCCCGAGACAAUACUUCUAGGGUUCAAUCAUCUCCGAGCUCAGGACUGGUUGCCAGGGCUUCGUCCCAAGCAGACAAAGAGAAGAUCGGGAAUAGUUUUAGGUGCUUCCACACCCGUGUUGGGAAGAAGCUUCCAUCCUUUGAUUGGUGGAAGCCUGAUAUUAAGAAGAUGUACAUCAGUCACUCAUUCCAUUCUUCCCAGGAAACUCUGGAUGUGAAUGGCAUCGUCAACUUUUACGAAGAGGAACUUGCCAAAGUUUCCAAGAAAGUUGCCGCCGCUGAAGGAGAGAUUGAGAAACUGCAAUCUUCCAAUCGGCUUGUGCAGGAGACAGCUGGACUCGACUCGAUAGAGGACGGAAAAGUCAAUUUGGCUGAAGAGAAAGAGACGGUUGGUGCCGAGCUAGCUGAGACUGAAGCUAAGCUAAAUACCGCUCCUCAGCCAUAUUUGAAUUUGCAGCAGUUUGCUUCUGAGUUUGCUGAUUCCCCUCCGCUGACUGAACCAAAUAUUGGUUCGUCCUUGGACGAGAUGAUGUUAACCGGUUCUCCUAGCGCUCAUUUUAAUGAGUUCGGAACCAACGUUGACAGAAUCUCCUCGGGACGAGCCCAGGGGCCCUCUGAUCAGGGACUUGUCACCUCCUCGUUUAUGGGAGAUGAAGUUGAAUCGAGGAACGAAACUCCUCAAAACGUUAGCUCGCUUAAUCCUGAAGUGGUUCUCGCGACUCAAGACGAUGACGUCGGGGGUGCUCUUGUCUCAAGUCAAGCAAGAGAAGAAGGCGGUUCGCCUAUGAAAGAAUGA
This is a messenger RNA of Arabidopsis lyrata subsp. lyrata, 1866 nucleotides long. RefSeq lists its product as uncharacterized. The coding region runs from base 1 to 1866 and encodes 621 amino acids. The transcript is spliced from 5 exons. The record is from RefSeq and is a predicted model, not a curated record. NCBI's taxonomy places the organism in Eukaryota, Viridiplantae, Streptophyta, Magnoliopsida, Brassicales, Brassicaceae.